Messenger RNA from Ectocarpus siliculosus, 657 nucleotides. The record is from the annotation of a GenBank genome assembly. Lineage: Eukaryota; Phaeophyceae; Ectocarpales; Ectocarpaceae.
AUGAGGACCCGGGUCCGCGGACACCCGAACGUGGUCGACUUGGUGGGGAUUUGCGGCCCCUCUUCGGUGUCCGAGUACUUUGCUGUCCGCCUUGAUGACCUCGUCUUGAAGGCAGGGGCGCAACCGUUGCCCAUUCUCACCGUGGUGUCCAUGGCUCUGGAUGCCGCUCGAGGGCUGCAGGCCCUCCACGAGGCCCCAGGGGGAGCCAUCGUCCACUUCGACAUGAAGCCGCAACAGCUCAUGGUGGACGAUCAAGGGAGGCUCAAGAUCAACGACCUCAACAUGUGCAGCUUCACCGACGCUGACGCGGACGGGAACACGUGUCCCUACGAAAGCACUGCGUCGAGAGUAGGUCCAUGGCGCUCCCCUGAAAAUAUUGCCGGAGAGAAUCUGAACGAAAAGCUGGACAUCUACAGCUUGGCCAUGGUGUUCUACUCGAUGCUGGCGCUGCACCCCCCGUACCAGGGCGUGCGGAACGCUAGUGGCAACAUCAAGGACGGAAUUCCGCCGCCGACGGAUCCCUCGUGGCACCCGGGUUUCCUAGAUAUCGUUCGGGACAUGUGGCAGCGAGACCCAAACGCGCGACCGUCGGCAAGACGAGUUGUCCAGCGACUCGAGUUUUUGCGAGAUCAUCUAGUGACUCAGGCGACGAGUUGA